AUGGUGGUUGGGCAUACCUCUCAUACUAAUCGUGGCUCCGGAUCAUCUGGUUACGUACAAAAGAAUUUCUCAAAUGAUAGCCAAAACUUGGCGCACUUCACCGCAAGAGAGCUCAAGGAAAAGCAGGCAGCAUGGAAUGAAGAAAAACGCAAGCUCGAAAAGAAUCAAGCAGAGGCGACAUCUAGCUUGCUUUCGCGUGAAGUUUUGAGGAGAAUUGAGGUGCAAUGUGCUGAACUCGAAGAUGAGCUUGAGGAUGAAGGGUUCGGACAAGAUGAGAUAACUGCAAGAGUCAACAAUCUCAGAAACAAAUUAUAUAAUGAACAUGGUAAUAAUGGGGAAAAGCAAUCAGCUAAAGAAGAGCCUGACUCUAGCGAGAAUAUUAGUCUGCUGCAAAGUGCGGACUCGGUCUACCAAUAUAAACCACGAUUUUCAUAA
Messenger RNA from Lodderomyces elongisporus, 435 nucleotides. RefSeq names its product U2-type spliceosomal complex subunit (gene CWC21). The transcript has a single exon. The record is from RefSeq and is a predicted model, not a curated record. Bases 1 to 435 code for a protein of 144 amino acids. Lineage: Eukaryota; Fungi; Ascomycota; Pichiomycetes; Serinales; Debaryomycetaceae.